Strongylus vulgaris is the source of this 327-nucleotide messenger RNA. The record is from the annotation of a GenBank genome assembly. NCBI's taxonomy places the organism in Eukaryota, Metazoa, Nematoda, Chromadorea, Rhabditida, Strongylidae.
AUGAGCGUGUACCACAACGUACACGAAUUUCUGCACGCCAACAAAACGCCUCUUAUGAAAUCGAGCAGCCCGAACGUCUUCUACACCAAACUUCCAGAGCAUCAUCGCUCGAACAAGUCGUUGCCGUCACCGUUUACAGUGUUGAUUACGUCACCAGUACCAGAUGGAACAAUAGGUAUGAUCGCUUAUCGAUUUAUUGAUCGACUUGUCGCGGUCGAUUUCCACACAUGGCCGCCACGUCGGGCAACUAGAUUCGCUCGCUUAUCGUGGUGUUCAUCAGAACUUCUUGUUAUGGGUUUUUGUGCCUGUCCCGUUGAAGUGCGGUAA